UCCUGUUGCAGUUCGAUUGACAGACUGUCCGGUAUGAGUUGUUUGUAGAAUAGUCGUCGAGGGUAACUACCAGUAGUGGUUCUACCGGUGGAAGAAACGUUGUUCUGACACCACAGUUCUGAAGAAGUCACGGAACAGAGCGGUUCUGAACGAGGACAGCCAAGAAGUGGAACCGUUUAAAGUCGCGACGGAACAAUAAGGACGACAGAGCCGCGCACUGGAUCCUGGCGCUUUACUGUCCAGCACUGCUUUCUCCCGCUGAAUGUUUCCUUGUCCUUUCCAGACUGAGUUCAGCGUCUUUAUGGACAAGAGAAGCCAGAUGUGUCCUCUGGUAUUUCAUGGAUUCCCUCUGUUGGUGUGAUGAUGGGACAGCGUGGUGUUGGAAGUGACUGCAGCCCUGGAGGCUGAUGAGCUCGUGCCAUUGGCCAGUCAGGAUGCACAUAGCUUCAGUGGGUGUCAGCAAGUUCUGCUUCCUUUUCUCCCUCGCAUUCUGCGGCCUCAUCCUUCUACUUAUUCCGGCACUCCAGCCACCAACAGGCCAGGUGACCCUGCCUCAGCCCCGACCCCAGGUUAGACCUGUCCAGGCGAGCCCAUCACACCGUGCUGGGGUUCUAGCAGGUUCUACCUACGCGGGAAAUGCAGACUUGGCCACAAGACUCAAUAGAAGCUCAUCAUGGCAGGGGAGACCUAUCUCGACUGGACUUAAUAGGAAUUACAAUCACAGUCCCAAGAAGGGGGUGGACUCUAGAGGAGGCCCCGAGAAACAUGCUCUCCCUGCGGGAAAAGUUGGUGGACUUGCAGGGUCGGACAAGUUGGAGCUGAAGGACAUUUUUUUUGCAGUGAAGACUACCAGGAAAUACCACAAGUCCAGAUUAGAGCUGCUGAUUCAAACCUGGGUGUCACAAGCUAAAGAACAGACGUAUAUAUUCACUGAUGGUGAGGAUAAGGAGCUGCAGAUGAGGACAGGAACUAACAUCAUCAACACAAACUGCUCAGCGGCUCACACCCGACAGGCUCUGUGCUGCAAAAUGUCUGUGGAGUACGAUAAAUUCAUCGAGUCUCAGAAGAAGUGGUUCUGCCAUGUGGAUGAUGACAACUAUGUGGUCCUGGCCAGCAUGGUGCGGUUGCUCUCCUCCUACCACCACAGCCAGGAUGUCUACCUGGGCCGGCCCAGUCUGGAUCACCCUAUUGAGGCUGCAGAGAGGGUCAAGAGUGACGGAUCGGUGUCUGUCAAGUUCUGGUUUGCCACGGGUGGAGCAGGUUUCUGUAUCAGUCGAGGUCUGGCCUUGAAAAUGAGCCCGUGGGCCAGUUUGGGGAAUUUCAUCAGCACAGCGGAGAAGAUCCGACUCCCGGACGACUGCACUGUGGGCUACAUCAUUGAGGCGCUGCUGGAGGUCACUUUAACACACACACACCUUUUCCACUCUCACUUGGAGAACCUGCAGAAGCUGCCCACUGACACUUUGUUGGAGCAGGUGACUCUCAGCUAUGGAGGUUUUGAGAACAGAAGGAAUGUAGUGAACAUUGUUGGAGGCUUUUCACUGGCUGAGGACCCCACAAGGUUUAAGACACUGCACUGUCUUCUGUAUCCGGAUACUAAGUGGUGUCCGAAGCUCAAACCUCACAAAAACUGAAUGCCACUGUCAUUGUAUCCUGCAGCACUAAUGCCUGUCACAUCAUUUGUCCCACUGCCUCACAGUACCACGGUUAAGCUUGGCUGGAAAUCCUUCAAAAAUCAUAGGGUACACAAAACUAGUGUUGGUAAUUUCUUUAGUACCUCUCAUUGACACAACUCUUUAAUGUGUGACAUUAAUCCAACUCAUUAGGUGAAACCUUCACAGCUCUAGUGUUAAGGUGGCUCUAACCAGCCCCUACUGGUUAGACUUCCUCUUGGAACCAGCCUCAAGUGGCCUAUCGAGAAACUGCAGUUUUUGACACUUGAGCAUUGGCUUCAUUUUUGAGCCUCAGGGCAUGCCGUUUGGGAUAUCAAGAACACUUUGAUAGAAAGCAGCCUUGCAUCCUAAUACCUAAAGGGAUCUACAAUCUAAAAGGAAAUGGAUUGAAGUUGCAGAGUGUAAUCUCCACAGAGCUUAACUUCCAAAUUCCAGUCGAGUGAAUCAGUGUUGCCGCAACAGAAUCUGAAGCUCACUUUCUUAUCUCAAAGCGCCCUUGGCUCAGUUAACUCCUUGCCUUUUAUUAAGGAAAUAGGAAAGGUUACUGUGAUCUUUUUAUUUUUAUUUUUUGGGCUCCAUCUGCUGCAGUUUUGCUGAACCUAUCUACCGGUUUAGUUAAACCAAGGGCUGCUCUGAGUCCCUGACCAAAGCUGUAGAAGUACAAAUCAAUCAGGAUCGGCUAAAACUAUCCUGUGGCUAUGAAUGACUAAAAGAAGUUGUUGCAUUUAGAUCUCCGUUGACGUUCAUAUUUGCCGGGAAGCUAUCUUGUGUUUGGAACAUGAUGUUCUUCGACUCAACCAAUGAGAUGAUGUCUGUCUGUAAAAAACAACUAGUCUGAGAGUGUUGAAAUGAUUCAGGAAAACACUACAGUAUUUGAAGGACCUCACAGUAUUAUUUCUGUCAGCAGCAUUCUCUGUUUAUGAGGGUGUGAAGGUUUUUGUGUUUAAUGAAGGCCUUAAAGUUACUUUGUCCCCAAAGAAACACUGAUUCCAUUUUCAUCUUUCUUGUACUGUUGAUCUAAAUUCAACUUAAAAGUGAAUGAAAAAUUGGUUGCUGUACUUUUGUUGAGUCUGAGCUGAUUGAAUAGGAGCAGAAAUGGAUUGGCAGGACACCUCUGAGCAUGGCCUAUAUGCACCAUGGGCUCACAUUUAUUGUAGUCUGUUGUAACCAAACAUAUUCUCCUUGUAUUCGCCCAUGUCAAACAGGUCCAGGUUUUGCACUACUUCGAUUCUGUCACUUCCUAUAGGUUACUGACUGUAGCUGUAUGUUACAGUGUUGGUGUAAAUAUAAGUGAAGUCUUUUUUAUAUAUUGUUUUUACUUUGUGUAUUCUUUCUUUGCCUAGGUUGUAGUUUCAGUUCUGCUUGUACUUCUUUCAGGCAGAGCUACCUUUGUCACACUUUUGUGGGUGGAGCCAAAGAUACCUUAUGAAUGCCAUGAAAUCUGGUAAAAUGCAUGCAUGAGUUUUGUUCUCAUUUCAAGUGCUGCCAGCAUCUCACUUUCCAUUUAGAGCACAUCUUUAGUUUGCAUCAACUUGAGGACACAUUUUACAUUUGUAGCUCUGCUGAUGGCAAAUGUUUAAUGUUCUGUUGUUGGGUCCUUUCAGCACAUUUAUGCUGUUGGAUCUCUCUGAGCCAACCACCCUUUAACCGCAUCAGUGAGGCUCUAGGAAUGUGAACAGAUCCAUAAUAAUUCAAUGGAUGCCAUUUUGUACCAACAUUUAUGAUUGAAAUUGCUGAACAACCUUUAGAUGCAUUGCCAGGAGGAAUUCUAACACCUUUAACGACCCUUUGACUUUUCAUCUGGCACCAUCAUCAGGUCAAAAAUAGAAUGUGUUCCAAAUACCUGCAAAACGAAUGACUUUCACAUUAGCUUUAGCUGAUGUUUAGUUCUAAACAACAAAUUGUUAAAGCACUGCUGGGCCAGUAUCAGCAUCAAAGCAGAUGCUUCCUUGAUGAAGAAAUGUGUUACUAGCCACAGUCGUGCUGUAGUUCUUUAAGUAUGCAUGUUUGCCUGCUCUAAAUUCUAUCAGCUCAUGAUAGUAUGGGAAAUGAAGCAUCCCUAGCCCUGAAACUAAAUUGUCUUAAUCUCAGGAGCACAGUUCUUUCUUCAAAGGGGAGCAUGAUAAACUGCCUCUUGGUCUCCACCCACUGAGCUUAUUCAAACUAGCAUCAGUAUUUCUGCUUAUCAAAAGUAUGCGCGUAAAGCACCAGUCUACCUUUUUGCACAACAGACAAGAAUCCAAAACCCACCAUGUGUCCCACUGCAGGUCAGAGGGCAAAACUGAAUGAUGUGUGUUUUUGUAAACCCUGUCACUGAUGUAUUGUUGCAUUGUUUCAUUAAGAAUAAAACCUUUCUGCAUUCUCAA
This is a messenger RNA of Amphiprion ocellaris (clown anemonefish), 4039 nucleotides long. RefSeq names its product RFNG O-fucosylpeptide 3-beta-N-acetylglucosaminyltransferase (gene rfng). Gene Ontology annotation, cellular component: membrane. The coding region runs from base 408 to 1634 and encodes 408 amino acids. Gene Ontology annotation, biological process: regulation of Notch signaling pathway. The record is from RefSeq and is a predicted model, not a curated record. Gene Ontology annotation, molecular function: O-fucosylpeptide 3-beta-N-acetylglucosaminyltransferase activity. The transcript has 9 exons. NCBI's taxonomy places the organism in Eukaryota, Metazoa, Chordata, Actinopteri, Pomacentridae.